Durusdinium trenchii is the source of this 1227-nucleotide messenger RNA. NCBI's taxonomy places the organism in Eukaryota, Dinophyceae, Suessiales, Symbiodiniaceae. The record is from the annotation of a GenBank genome assembly.
AUGACUCAUAUGACUAUUGAAUCUUUCCACGAGAUGUACAUGCUGUGGUGCCAGGGGGCUGCUGUGCCAGAAGAUGAGAUUGCAAGUUCCCGUUGCUUCCGUGAAGUAUAUGAAUCGACAUGGAAGGGCAAACUGCGGAUGCGCACAGUGUCACAGCAUGCACGGUGGCGAAGCUGUACACACAUUUUUGGGCAGGAUUUUGUUCAAGUGAUCCUGGAGAACGUGAAGCCGGCCCGAGGGCGCAAGCUGAAGGCUGAACUCCUUCCAGGGACAUUGGACUUCAAGAGCUAUGUGUCCCAGCUUGGGGUUGAAGUUGCAGGUUUAGUGAACACUUACCAUGAUGUGGCUGAUCCCAACCACUGUUGGCGCUUCAUUCGCCGCAGUGACCUUCCAGUCUAUGAUGAUGCCACUGAUGAGUCUUGGGUGCCUGUGGAAAUCCCAGGUGAAGACUACCCACACGAUGCUAGUGACUGUGUCCUGCUGGUGAAGCACCUGGUGAAUUCCCCAUCACUCUCACAAUCUCCCUUGGUUCUCCUUCCUGCUAGCUUCCAGAAAUUGCUCAAGAAGCCACUUGAAGCAUUACCACGAAAGCUGGUGGCAGAUCGUGCAAGAAAGGAGUUUCGCAAAACGGCUGAUCUUGUGGAGAAGGAACCCUGGUGGGAGAAGUUUGCACCGGGCCCUGUGAAGAAGGUCACUGUCAUGCAGGGCAACCAUGCUGAUGCAGUGCCCAAGAAAAGGGGACGCCCCAGAAAGAAACCUGAGCCUGUUGUGGGUGAGAAGCCUGAGGGUGAGAUUCUAAAUGAGCCAGCCAAGAAAGCCAAGACUUCCAGGGCUGCAGCUAUCAAGGCACAGGGUGAGGGUGAGAUCGUUUUUUGGGCCCUCCUCCAGGAAACGGGGCACUGUGGUGCCACCAGGAGGAAGAAGCCCACUGACACUGAGUCAGCAAAGUUGUUUGAUUCCCGCCGUGAGAAGUUCUACCAAUUGGCCCCAAGUACCCUUUGGCGAGAUGGCAAAGAAAGGGUCUACUGGAAGCUAUGUGUAGAACAUGAAUCGGCUGAGAAGGGGAUUGAAGAGUUCCUGAAAAAGGAAAAUGCUUGUCCUGAUGCCUCCUCCCAUGGUCCAGCGGCUUCCCGCGGUCGAGUGGCUGGCCGUGGAAAGGGAGGUGGAAAAUGCAAAGCAGCGAAGCCCAAUGCCAAGGAGCCUGGCAGGAAGCGUGCUCGUGGCAAG